Dothidotthia symphoricarpi CBS 119687 is the source of this 1061-nucleotide messenger RNA. RefSeq lists its product as uncharacterized. The record is from RefSeq and is a predicted model, not a curated record. NCBI's taxonomy places the organism in Eukaryota, Fungi, Ascomycota, Dothideomycetes, Pleosporales, Dothidotthiaceae. The transcript is spliced from 2 exons. Bases 281 to 727 code for a protein of 148 amino acids.
GUCAGGAGACACAACAGGAUGUCACCCAAGACUUACCGCAACUCGUGAAACGUAAGAACGCGUGACAAGUAACGUUGACGGAGCUUGUACAGCAGGGUUGAUGUUUGUCCGUCGGCUGCCCCCGCAACCAAGCUCAAACAAAGCUCCCCAGGCGCGACCCUCUCAUCUUACCUUUAUCCUUCACAAGCUCCCAUAAAGCACACGACGCGUGACAACCUUGUUGCUCAGACAGCUACACCCAGAACCUCGAAUUAUCAACCAGCACUAACGACGAGUCAACAUGGCCUCGGAAAACACUAACAACGCCGUCGUCGUCGACGUAGACGAGUCGUCCAUCGCGCCCGUCCGCAGCUCCGACAGGCGCAACAGCCUGGAGAAACACCUGCAGCAGCGCCCGGAGCCGCAGGACCUCAAGAACAGACACAUCCUGAUCGACACAACGACUGCUCCAGCACUGCAAGCUAGAGCGCUUGAAUUGGAACGCCAGCGCGCGACGGAUAAUCUCAAGAAGGGCCUUGCUUCGCGCUCGGAGCGCGAUAACCUCAUUCAGCGGAAUAUUCUGCCUGAGUCGACGGCGGCGCCGGCUCUGCUGGGCCAUCAGAAGGAGCUGGAUUUGCAUAUGCGGGCGGAUAAUCUGGAGAAGGGGUUGCAGGGUAGACCGGAUCCGGAUGAGCUGGUUAAGAAGGGCAUUUUGGAGGCUGAUGAGAAUCCUCUGAAGGGUGUGUAGGGCUUGCGGGGUGGUGUGUAUGUGUGUUCAAAUUGAGAUGGGGAGGUGGUGGGUGUCUGCUUGCGGGCACUCGGCUCUCGUUAUGUUUUGAUAACUAUGAGGAGAUGAGCGUUUCCAAGCUUCGAGAGCAGACGCUGGGCUGCACUUGGAUUGUGAGGAAAACGUAGUGCAAUCACUUCUUCAUUUCAAUACCUGAUCGCGCUCUGUGCUGGUAACAUCUCACCAAAGUCCGUUCAUUACAACACUAACACGUUGGUAAAGGCGAAUACAUGCAAUGAGCGGCACGAAGCCCGUAACUUCAUUAUAGCUUGCAUACUAACAUAUGCAUAUCAAC